CGUGUGCGGAGCAUUGGUGCAGUGCCGCGCGGACGUCCACUGAAAGCAAAUAAUUAAAGUGGAUAAAAAUUCAAUAAACACAAAGUUACAACGCUGCACAAGCUUGCAAAAAUCAUAGUAAAGGUGGAAAUAAGUACGUUGAACACAAUUUUUUUUACGUAAACCCAAAGAGCUUACUGUUGCGGUGCCGAUUUUUCACCAUUUCCUCGAGCAAAGUUUGUCUACACUAUUGUGCGAAAGUGGGGUAGAAGCAGUGCUGAAAUAACUUUAAGUGAAAAGUGCGUGUCAAAAGCCACUGAAGGCAGUUAGAAUUGUGUGGAAUAAUGCAAUUUUUCGUUUGCUGAUUUUAAUGAACGAAUGCAAAUGAAAAUUUGGGAUCGCCGAUAACCGCAUGAGAUGAUAAGUAUCCUGUGUUCUACAUUUAAAUUAUCCUGAGUGUGUGCCAUUUUUUGCUGCGCUCCCAAUACGAAUGUACAACUCUCGCCUCCCACAGCACUUGACGCUCUGAAACGGACUCUCUCACGCUGCUGCGGCUGCACUUGGCAAAAGAGAUAUAUUUUAUUAUACUGAAAUUAAAUCCUGCAAACACGAACGGGAAGUAGGUUGUCCCGUUCGCACAGCGCUGCAAUACAAGUGAAAUAACUGUGUAGAAAGUGCUGCAGAAUUGUAAUUAAAGCGUUUUUUUUCUAAAAGUAAUUAAAUAAAAUAGUAAAUUACAUACUUCAAUGCACCGUUAGCAAAGAGCAAAAAGCAUUUGCUUAUCUAACAACUAUCUUUAAUAGUUGUACGCAAGUUUUCCAACGCAGAAAUCGCCGAGUCGCUCGCUAAACGGGACAUUGCACCGCGUCUCAUCGCAACGCAACGCAUCGCAUCGCAGCACUUCGCGUGGCAGCGAACGCGCCGGAUUCGUGUUUGUGUAUGUGUGCGCACUUGUGUGCAGCAGGCACUUUCGCAGUUCGGAAUCGGGGUAAAAGGACCAAAUAUGAAUGCGAAAUGCUCUCGCAAGCCAUCUCGUGGUCACACAAAACCGUUGUACGAGGCAUAAGAAAAAGUCUCGCACUGCCACUCGGACGCAUUCCUUCGCUUCACACAUAGCAAAAUUCACAUCAAAAUUCAACAUUCCCCUCUCCCUGCUUAGUACAGCUAAACUAGUACAACAACAACAAGAAAAUCAAUUUAGUCAAGCGUUGGGAAAAUUUUUUCCAACGCCACAAAUUAAAAAGCAAAUUACGGAAAUUCAUCGAGGAAUUUCGCCUGCGAAAAGUGUGUGCAUAGUAAAUGUAGAACGCGCGUGUAUGUGUGUGUGCAUAUGUGUGAUUGUGUACUAAGGCUCCCUGAAGGGCCAUUAUCCAAGUGAAAAAGCAUUACGUACAGGUUCUUCUUUGCAAAAUCCAUUGCGAGCUCGUGUAGACGCGAGGAGAGCAAAGCGAAAGAAGCGAAAAGUGUGUACAAUAAAUUAAAGCACGAAUAAAGAAAAGUGAAGUGAUAGUAAGCAUUGCAAUUAUAUUGACCACCGAAUUACAACGAGAUUUUUUUCUACAACCGAAAAUACUAUUCCAACAUCACCCACAUCAGCGCUGUCACCAACAACAGCAACAUCGCAGCAUUGCAACAUCGCUAAACGCCGACGUCCAGGUCAUCGUCAUAGCUAGCGCCAUCGUCCAACGCUACUACUAGUCGUAGUAGUCAAAAGCACAGCAAAAACAACAUCGCAUCGGCUGAAAGUAUACGCAUCAGUCGGCCAGUGUGCGCCCACCCACAGUUGCUGUCGGCGACGACAUCGCGUUACAUACACGCGAAGUAAUUUGCCACCGAACGGUUUCGUAGUGACAGCAGCGGCUUUCUGCGCUGCCUUUGAAUGCCUUUCGGUGUCGCGCGUUGAAUUGAAUUAUUAUCCAACGCGCUGUUUUUUUCGAUUAAGCAUAGGCAUAUCAUCACCUGCGGCAUCGUGCCUAGGCAACGGCGCUCAUACUCACAUGUCAGACCGGUCACGGCUGCUCUAACGUAAUAACGUCUCAUAACGUCAUCGCUUACACACACACGUACGUAUAUACGCCGUACGCUGGCGUAACCACAUACAUACACGUACAUAUGUAUGUGUGCAUGUGCGUUUGUAAAUAAUCGUCGUCGUCAUUGUGUCAUCGUGCCAUCGCAAGUGUUGUUGUUGUCGUCGUACCCUUUACACUCGCAAUCGUGGCCCAUUCACUGCCGGAUAUGCGUUGCAGCAUCAACGGAAAUUAAACAAAUCAUAGCCGAAGUCGAGUUGGAAGUGGAAGUGGAAAUCCAAGCUGAAAUCAUCGGUGGAUCCAAGCAGCGGACGCACAAUUACAGCGCUGCAUAUUUGUAGCGUUCGUCAGUCAGUCGGCGCAUCGCACAUGAGUUCAUGAGUUUUUAAUAACGCAGCGGAAGUUUUUUGCACCGUUCAUUGUAGUCGUUUUUGUUUUAUGCGAUGAGCAAAUCGCUCAGCAAGGAAUGCCGCUGUUGCAUCGAGAGAACAGAUUCUGCACAAUUUUAGACAUAAUAAAUGUGAAAACCCAGACCUCGUGAGCAAUAAUAAAACAUCAACGAAGCAUACGUAUAGUUAUUUAAACGUCGCACCAAAAUACCGUUAUACAUUUACAAAGCAUCAGACAUGAAACUACAUAAAAGCAGUUAUUUCAUGCGAAUGAAAUGAAUCAUUCAAGCGCGAGAAUCCACAGCAGCACUUGGUCCCGUUCACAUGGUGGUCGUUUAUGCACCGCAAUUUCCAGCCGCUGCGAAAUUGUCACGUGUUUUAUUGUGACCAAUGGUGGAUGCCACAAUUGAGGCGUUAUCUCGCACAUCGUAAUGCAACAUUGGAGUGGAAUUGCCAAAACGUGCAAUAGAUACGUUGUGUCGCCACGCCCCCACUACCACUAGAUGCAGUGGAAGAAGAAGUUUACUCGAUUGAAAGCAGCUACAGGAAAUUCGCGUGCGCGAAGAAUGCUUUGUUGUGGACGAAGAAAGGAAAAUGGAAGAUCAGUUCCUGAUGUUACCGCCAGCCCUGGUCGUGCGCCUCCUGGUCCCUUGCCGGCGAACCAAAUGCAAUCGUUGGCCAAUCAGCAGCAGCAACAACAAUCGCAACAUCAUCAGCAACAACAACAACAUCAGCAGCAGCAACAACAGCGACCUGGUGGUAAGGAACCAGUCUUGCUGCAAGGUGACUUUCGCAAGGUGUCGGGUAUCAGUUCGGAGAUCUUUCGGCAGAUAGAAGCAGUCGAAAAUGAUCAUGAUCCGAAUACGGCAGCCGCGCUGGAGGCGGUGGAGAGAAGAGGUGAAAUGAUCGUGCGCAUUCUGGAGCCGCGUUGCAUCGGUGGAAAACAAGCCGUGGAGGCAGCUCACAAAUUGCUGUCCAAAGGAGACGCCCGACAUACAGUACAGCUUGUUGAGAUAGUGAAGCGUCCGGGCCAGACAUUGGGUUUAUACAUACGUGAGGGCAAUGGAGCUGACCGCACCGAUGGAGUUUUCAUCUCUCGAAUAGCAUUGGAAUCUGCAGUUUACAACAGCGGUUGUUUGAGGGUGGGUGAUGAAAUUUUGGCCGUUAAUUUGGUUGAUGUAACUCACAUGUCCUUGGAUGAUGUCGUAAUUAUAAUGUCAAUUCCGCGGAGACUGGUCUUGGCAAUACGCCAAAGACGUGACAGUCGCACUACCGGCUCGCCAGGACCACCAACGUUAUCACGGCCCGAACAAAAGCCACCGCCAGUUGUCGUAAUCAAACGUGAUCUCAGAGAUGAAGACUUAGAUGAGACAGAUCGCAUGCCAAGAUCCCGAUCAUCACGCGAAAGACGUACAGGAGAUGGACGUGAAAUGACCGAGUCUCGCUCUCGUCUCGGCUUGGGUCUCAACAACUAUAGCCCGCAAUCCGAGCAAUUGGACAUGUAUUACAAUACACGCACCGGUGUGAGUGCGAUGAAUGAGCCACCCAGUUGGGGUUACAAACCACCGCCACCACCUUCGGUGAUAACGGAACAGCCUAAAGGUCAUGCUUUUGCUCCUUCGCAUGCGUACUAUCAAAAUGCUGGCACCCUGGAGAGUUUAGCUGAGAAAGUGCACGCAUUCUAUCCCAGUGGCCCUUCCCGUCGUAUGUCUACUGGUACUGGUGUUGGUUUAGCGCAACAGCAUGCACGCUUUCCGCGAUCUGGAUCAGAUCAACAUUUACCACGUGUGGAAUAUGCAGAUUAUUCAAAUUCUUUAGGUCGUCAUUCUUUAUUACGGUCCAGCUUGAAACCAGGUACGGGAGCUGCACCCAUCGCGGUAGGUGGCACUCUGGGCCGUUAUGGCCGUUACGAACCACCGCGUCAAUCCUCCAAGUAUGCACCGCCAAAUAUAGGAGCUCAGUCGCUAACACGGCGUUCGCGGCCAAAUCUUGAUUAUUCCAGCGACACAGAGGCAACUAUAGGACCACGGCCAAGCUAUUAUUACUACAACCGACCUGCUGUGGGUAGCAUGCCACGCGGCGCCGGUGGAGCAGGUGUCGGUGGAGCCGGCAUGCUUGGGGGUGGGCCAGAUAUGGCUAAAUUUAAUUCACUGCCACGCGAACGUCCGGGUGUGCGUCUACAAGGUAUACGCUCACGCAUCGGCGAUCGUAUAAUGGAUGAAAGUGACGGUAACAUAUCGGCACCGGAAUUCAAUGCACGUCGAGAUCGCGAUCUGAGAUCGCGUAUAACGGCGAGUCCUUCAAUUUUCACUUCGGACGAGUACCGAGCGUGGUUGAGGCGCGCACCCAGCAGUUCAGCUAUAGCGGAGCAAAUGCGCAUGACGAGGGAUCUGCUUAGUCAGCCACGAUCACAUCGGUUUUCGUGCAGCGCUGAAAAUAUACACGAUGCGUUGAAAAAUACCGAAAGCAUUUACUCCAGUCGAACGGGCAUACUCGGAACUGGUACACUAGAUCGUCACUUAGGCAUGCCGCGUCCAAUUUCAGCAUUACCAGUCCGCUCGAUGUCAUCACAACACAUUGGAGGACCAUCAUCGAUACGUUCGCCAAGCAUACGUCGUAUGCGGCAACUACUCGAGCUGUCCGCUGGUCCGGCUAGUCCAAGUGGCAGUAUUAUGAGUACCGGCGGUCAUCAAAGUCCGGCGCCGACGCCCAGCGCCACACUACCCAGAACGCACAGACAAAUUGAUAUUAAUCCAGCGGAGUUUGCCAAGUACAAACUCGACAAACCGAUAGUCGAUAUUGGCGGUAUAUCGGGCAUGUUGUGGAUUCAUUUGCUUGCGGGCCGUGGCUUACGUUCGGCACCCGAACUAAGCGCACAGCACGUUGGUGGGCCACAUCAUGCUGCCCAAACACAGACACGUGAUCUAUAUUGUGUAAUUGAAUGUGAUCGUGUGCAUAAGGCACGCACAGUAGUGCGAUCCGGUGAUCUACAAUUCGACUGGGACGAGUCUUUCGAGUUGGACUUGGUGGGCAAUAAGCAACUGGAUGUAUUAGUUUACUCUUGGGAUCCGCAACAUCGGCACAAGUUGUGCUAUCGUGGUGCCAUUUCCUUGUCCAUACUGCGACAAUCACCGCUACACCAGUUAGCGUUAAAGGUGGAACCACGUGGCACUAUUUACAUACGUAUGCGGCAUACAGAUCCCAUAACGUUAUAUCGACGACGCGGCCUACCUAGCUUAAGAGCCGGCUAUCCCAUAUUAUUCGGCGCCGAUUUGGAAACGGUGGUGAAUCGUGAGUCUAAAGGCGCUCCCGGUAGUGCUCCUGUGCCAAUUGUGUUACGACGUUGCGUCGAGGAAGUGGAGCGGCGUGGCUUGGAUAUUAUUGGUCUGUACCGCUUGUGUGGCUCAGCAACGAAAAAGCGUCUGCUGCGAGAAGCCUUCGAGCGUAAUAGUCGAGCCGUGGAAUUGAGCCCUGAACAUGUUCCUGAUAUUAAUGUUAUAACUGGGGUGCUGAAGGACUACCUAAGAGAGUUGCCGGAGCCACUGUUUACGCGUUGUCUUUUCCAGAUGACUGUCGAUGCUUUGGCUGUUUGCCUGCCCGACGACCCCGAGGGCAAUGCGAAACUAAUGCUCAGCAUACUUGAUUGCUUGCCUCGUGCAAAUAGGGCAACUUUAGUAUUCCUGCUCGAUCACUUGUCGCUCGUCGUCUCCAAUUCGGAACGCAAUAAGAUGUCAGCUCAAGCUUUGGCCACCGUUAUGGGACCACCAUUGAUGCUACACGCCGCUAACGCUCAACCCGGUUCGGAUAUCGACCACGCCCAACCAAUUGCCGUGCUGAAAUAUCUGCUGCAGAUUUGGCCGCAGCCGCAGGCACAGCACCACCAAGCGCCCGGCGGCGGUCUCGUUAGCGCGACCGGCAUGAUGGGCAGCAUGGUUGGUGCGGGCGGUGCUCUGGCGGGCGCGGGCAGCAUGAGCAACAUGGCUGGCGGUGUUUCAGGUCGGCGCGGCGAGUCAACAGGGCAGCGUGGAAGCAAAGUCAGUGCGUUGCAAGCGGACAGACAACUUCUACUGCAGCAGCAGGCGCAGCUCAUGGCGGCGGGCAAUCUUCUACGCUCGUCCACUUCGGUAACCAACAUACUCUCACAAGGCCAUCAUCCGCUCUCAGCCACAGUCAACAGUCAUCUGUAUCAAUCAGUAGUGGGUCAGUUAGCUCAAUCGCCUCGAGCCUUGCAACAAGCGGUGCAACAGCCCCAUCAAUUGGCGGGCUCAGCGGCCUCAGCAAUUCUCGACCAAUCGCCACUGCCACUUCCAGGCACACCCUCCCCCGGCAGUAGUUCGGCAUCGACCGGUUCCGGCUCGGGAUCCGGUAAAAGUACUGAUACAAUAAAACGUGGUGCGUCGCCCUCCUCGGUCAAACAUGUGAAAAUACAAGAAUCCGCCAGUACGUAUUCCAUGACGCAGAAAAAACUCACAAAAGACUCGCCAAUCGAUGACACUUCAUUUCCGUUAACCAGUGCCGAAGCAGCAGCAUCAACAGCGCCAACAAGAAAAGGUGUCGAAUUUUACGAACCGCACAAACCUCAUACGAAGAGUGACGAGAUCAGCAGUUACUCGAAAUAUGGCGAGUUGGGCGCAAAAACACGCACAUCCUACGGCGACACGAGCACUUAUGGUACGGGUGCUGGCAUUGGCGCAAGUAAAACGGCACUUUCGAGUCUCUCCACUGAAGAUUACAAAGCGAUGCGUAAUAAAUCGAGCGCCACAUCAUCAUCCUCCUCAUCACAAGCGACGGUUUUGAGUGCGGCAGGUUCCACUGCCACCUCAGCCCCGACCACAUCGUCGGAUGACUCGGAUGACCUUAUAUCAUAUAAGUCCUCAGCAUCAACGAACGCAUUGUUGGCACAAUCGCAAGCAAUGACCACAUCCCAGCUCAUGUCUAAGUAUCUUAAGCGGGAGCCGCGCGUACAGUUUACGCCAAUUAAAUCACCUGAUUCACCAUCGCCACCGGGUAGUGAUGGUCUGCCUAAAGGCGUUUACCACCUAACGACAUCGAACAGUAAAACGCCCGCUUCUACGGGCGCCAUUAGUAAACAUUCCGCGCCGAGUUCGAGCGAUCCCAAUGGCAGCAGCAAUCAUAAGGGCUCAUCACCGUCUAGGCAAGUCAGCGGCAAGGAAGCAUCAUCAUCAUUAUCAACGUCACUGGUGUCGACUGGUAGGCGACUAUUCGACAGUUUGGCAUCAUCAGAAGCCGAGGCACGACCUCAAGGGGGGGCCAGCAGCACAACAACAACAGCAGCAACGUCUGCAACAUAUAACGAUAGUAAAAGUGUAGCAAGUAGUCACAUUAGCAAUAAGCAACAAAGUUCAGAACACAGAAGUUAUGGUAGUAGUCUGUUUGGUAGUAGCGCGCAGGCUGGCACAAGUCCAUUCGCCACGGCCAACGGCAAUGGUAAUGGCGGCGGCAGCUCAGCGUCCAACGGCACUCACAAUGCCAUGCACUUGUACGGCACGUUGCCCAAAAAUGGUCCGGCGGCCAAUGCAACAGGUAACGGUUCCUCUGGCGGCGCUGGUGGCAUGUACGGUUCCACCACAUCCGCCUCAUACUAUUCGACAUCGUCAUCGUCGGGUGCGCACACAGCCAGUAGUAGCGGUGUGAGCUCAAUGACCGGUUCCACCACCAGCUACGACUACUACACGCCCGGUUCGGCUUCGUAUACGUCGGCGGCUAGCACGCGCUCUUACGGUAAUGGCGGUGGCAAUGGGGGCGGUGGUAAUUACCACACUUUGGGUACAUACAGGGUGCAGUAUGCCGCCACUAAUCCCUUUUUGGAAGCAUUCGAUGCGCCUGGCAAUGGUGGCGGCGCUGGUAACGGGGGCAACGGCGCGGGCAAUGGUAAUCGCAGUAGUAGCAAUAAUGGUGGUAAUGGACAGCAGCAGGGUAAUGGUAAUAGCGGUAGUAGUAGUCACAAUCGAACAUCGCUCUUGGCUGCCUUACAUGGUAGCGACUCGAAGAACGGCAGUGAUGAGUUUGACGAUCUGAAGUGAAAGCUUAAACGAAAUAACGAAGUGUGGGCGCACGAUUUUCAUACAGCAUGGCUUGGUGUGCUUAAAAGCGGUUGAAUUUAUAGCUUUUUAGGACAAUGAAGCAUUAUUUUGAUAUGAAAUUUAAACCGUUUUUUGAGUUUUUUCACAUUUUAGUUUCGAAAUUUACUUUCAAAACCAAGGAAAUUUUUUCUGUGGACAUUUUGGUGUGAGCAAGUGCGAAAUUGUUCUUGUUCACAGUGCUUGUUUUCUUCGAAGCGUAAUUAAGAAGUAGAGUAAAGUAAAGAAAGUAGAAAAAGUGAAAGAGAAAGCUUACAUAUUCAUUUCGAUUAGAUUUUGAAAUAGAUUUGUAUCUGUUGUUUGACUGACGGUUUCUAACUGACUAGUUGACUGUUGGGUCCUUAAAAAUGUCAAAUAAGCUGACAGCUGACAGUUGGUGAUCUUCCAAACGUAGAAAAGCUGACAAUUGAUAGUUUAAGGGGUUUUAUUUCUACAGG
Molecule: messenger RNA, 8933 nt
Organism: Bactrocera neohumeralis
Lineage: Eukaryota; Metazoa; Arthropoda; Insecta; Diptera; Tephritidae
Gene: RhoGAP100F
Product: rho GTPase-activating protein 100F
Exons: 13
Coding region: 2899-8439 (1846 amino acids)
Biological process (GO): signal transduction
Molecular function (GO): protein binding
Source: RefSeq, a predicted model, not a curated record